ACAUGCUCUGUAUCUCUCUGUUUGCCAUAUACUUCAAUUCCCAUUUCAAUUCUGAAUCGGUGAAUCCAAUCCCAAAAGGAAAAGGAAAUUUUCUUAAAAACCUAAAAUCUCAUUGAUAUAUAAAAACGAAACCUUUUCUUCAGAACUCUCUCAUCCACACAUAAUCUAGUUCUUCAUUAAUCUCAGAAGCUUUUUGUUUCAAUGGAGUGGGUUCGUGGGGAUACAAUAGGGUUCGGAACCUUUUCUACUGUAAGUGUAGCGACUAAUAGAAAAGAUUCCGGUGAGUUCCCGAGGGUUAUCGCCGUGAAAUCGUCGGAUUCUUAUGGCUCCGCUUCACUUUCUAAUGAGAAAUCAGUGUUGGAUUCACUCGGUGAUUGCCCUGAGAUCGUACGGUGUUAUGGCGAUGAUCGAACGGUAGAGAACGGAGAGAAGUUACAUAACUUGUUGUUGGAGUACGCUUCGAGAGGAAGUUUAGCGACACAAUUGAAGAAACUAGGCGGUGAGGGUUUACCGGAAUCCACCGUACGCCGCCACACGGGAUCGGUGCUCAGAGGGUUACGUCACGUCCACGCGAAAGGGUUUGCUCACUGCGAUAUAAAACUCGGGAAUAUUCUGUUGUUUAACGACGGCGCCGUUAAAAUAGCUGAUUUCGGAUUGGCGAGAAGAGUUGACGGAGUUUUAACGCCGUCAAAAGAAGGGGUUGAGAUUAGAGGAACGCCGUUAUAUAUGGCGCCGGAAUCUGUUAACUAUAACGAGUAUGGAUCAGCGGCUGACGUGUGGGCGUUAGGAUGCGCUGUAGUUGAGAUGAUUAGUGGCAAAACGGCGUGGAGUGUGAAAGAAGGAUCACACGUCAUGUCGCUUUUGAUACGUAUCGGUGCCGACGGUGAGUUACCGAAGAUUCCAGAGUUCUUGUCGGAAGAAGGCAAAGAUUUCUUGUCUAAGUGUUUUGUCAAAGAUCCCGAGAAAAGAUGGACGGCUGAGAUGCUUUUGAGCCAUCCGUUCGUAGACGUUGAUUGUGAAGAGCACGACCAACGAGAAGACUAUGUUUUGAAGGUGAAGGAGGAAGAAGCACCCACGUCACCAAAGUGUCCAUUCGAAUUUCCCGAUUGGGAAUCUAUGUCAUCGGAUUCUCACACGCCGUCUGAUUCUCCGGUGAAGAGACUUGGGAGUUUGGUUAGUGAAUGUGAAUCGUUCCCUGAUUGGUCUGUCGAAGGGGAUUGGGUUACCGUCAGGUGACGUGAGUGUUAUACAAACAGAGUUGAAGGCUAGGUUUUUUUUAACACCUAGCUACGAAUAUUCGUAAUCUUUGUGUGUAAUUGAUUUGUUAAUACAAUUCAUUGUAGUCUUCAUUGAUUAAAUUUUCUUCUUUCAUCAAAUUUUGAGGAAUCAA
Camelina sativa (false flax) is the source of this 1390-nucleotide messenger RNA. Lineage: Eukaryota; Viridiplantae; Streptophyta; Magnoliopsida; Brassicales; Brassicaceae. The record is from RefSeq and is a predicted model, not a curated record.